Molecule: messenger RNA, 981 nt
Organism: Mesorhabditis spiculigera
Lineage: Eukaryota; Metazoa; Nematoda; Chromadorea; Rhabditida; Rhabditidae
Source: the annotation of a GenBank genome assembly
AUGAGCGACACCGAGGGCUCGGCGCCCAGGCGAGCAAACCUAGCCGACGAAAAUGAUGAGAGGGAAAACCUCGAAGAACAAAACGCGGACGCCGAUCGUGCCAUCCGGAACUUUGCCAUGCUCACCGACUCCGAUGAAGCCUACGCGCACAUGAUCCUGCAGGACGUCAACUGGAGCGUUGAAGCGGCCCUCGAAGUCCACUUUUCCCGGCAAAAAAUAGAAGAACCAAUGCAAGAAGUGGCCGAAGUCGAAAUCUCCCUCGUCACUUGGAACAUCGAUGGGCUCGACCUCAGCAGUCUCCGUACUCGAAUGAAGGCCGUCUAUUGCGUGCUCAAGCGGAUCAAUCCCGAUUUCAUCUUCCUCCAGGAAGUCACCGAGCGGGAAAUCGAGAUUCUCGAGAAGCUUGGCAGCAUGUACAACAUCUACUACUCGAAUCGGUCUUCCCUGUACUUUACUGCUAUCCUUGUGAGCAAGAUGUUUGAUGUCGUGAGCCACGAAGUGCACAUGUUUGACAAUUCAGGGAUGGGCCGCUCCUUGCAAACCUUGGAAGGACGCGUCGGACCCCACAAAAUCUUCUUGCUCAACACUCAUUUAGAAAGCAUGGGCGAGCACAGCGACAAACGAAAGGAACAACUCGCCUUUUCUUUGAACAAAAUGGCGACCAUCAUCCGCAACAACCCGGACGCAUCCGUCUUCUUUGGCGGUGAUCUAAAUGCCCGCGACGCGGAGGUCCCAGCAUUGCCGCAAGGAGUCGGAGAUGUCUGGCUGGCCGCCGGCGCGCCGAAGAAAGAACAAUAUACCUGGGACACGCAGCUGAAUGACAACAAAAGUAGUGGACGUUUUGCUGCCCGUUGCCGUUUCGAUAGGGUGUUUUGGUAUGGCCCGCUGCGCAAUGUCACAUUCUGUCUGGAGGGUAAGCAACGCAUCCGGACCACCAUGUGCUUCCCGAGUGACCAUUGGGCGUUGCACUGCACCUUCAAA